Messenger RNA from Drosophila persimilis, 1185 nucleotides. RefSeq names its product putative serine protease K12H4.7. Gene Ontology annotation, biological process: proteolysis. Lineage: Eukaryota; Metazoa; Arthropoda; Insecta; Diptera; Drosophilidae. Gene Ontology annotation, molecular function: dipeptidyl-peptidase activity; serine-type exopeptidase activity. The record is from RefSeq and is a predicted model, not a curated record. The transcript has 5 exons.
AUGGCUGUGGAAAAUUCGGGAAUGCUGUUCUACACCGAACAUCGUUACUAUGGACAGAGCUUGCCCCAUGGAAAGGAGAGCUUCCGUGUGGAUAAGCUGCAGCAUUUGAGUAUCUAUCAAUCCCUGGCAGAUUUGGCUCACUUCAUACGCUUUCAAAAGUCGGAGAAUCCUCGAAUGAAACAGUCGGAAGUCAUAUUAGUCGGUGGUUCAUAUUCGGGCAGCAUGGUGGCCUGGAUGACACAAUUGUAUCCCGAUUUGAUAGCCGCCAGUUGGGCCUCAAGUGCCCCACUGCUGGCCAAAGCGGAUUUUCAUGAGUACAUGGAAGUGGCUAGCAAUUCGAUUCGCUUAAGUUAUGGUCAAAAUUGUACUACCAGAAUACAGAAGGGUUUUCAGCACUUGACAAAGUUGUUUGAAGAAAAUCAAAUUCCGGAAUUACUGCAAAAACUCAAUGGCUGUGAGGAUUAUGAACCCAACGAUCCCCUGGAUAGAGCUGCCUUCUUCAAUGGCUUGGGCAACUAUUUUGCUUUGAUUGUGCAGAGUUAUAGUUCAUAUAUUCCACAACUUUGCGACACUUUAAUGUCUUUGAACUCCAACGAUGAAGUGGCAUUUGAGGGUUUCUUAGAACUACUCUUUGCAGAAGGCAGAAGGUCGACAGAUUGCCAGGACUUUGGCUAUGGGGCCAUGCUGCAACUAUUCAGCGAUCCAAUUUCAGGCAGUAAGUACCUUCAAAAGCCCCAAAACAGAAACACUCUCUAAGGUAAUCGUAUGACAGUUCGUGCCUGGUUCUAUCAGACAUGCAAUGAAUUUGGCUGGUACUCGACCACAGCCACAAGCGAUUCAUCAUCCACCUUUGGCAAUCAAGUGCCUUUGUCCUACUACGAGCGUCUCUGUUUGGAUGCAUUCGGUCCAGAACAGACACGGGAGAAGCUAGCCCAGGGCAUUGAGCAGGCCAACAAUCACUUUGGUGGCUACCAUUUCAAUCAGAGUGAGCGCUAUGGAGAGGUAUUCUUUACGCACGGCCAGCUGGAUCCUUGGCGCUCUCUGGGCAAGCAAAAAGGCAAUCAGGCCAUUGUCUUGAGGGGCUACUCGCAUUGCGAGGAUCUUGGCGGCAUUCAAGUAAGGGACAGCGUGCAAAUGAAUCUGGCCAAACUGCGUGUGAUGUCCUUUCUGCGCCGUCACAUAUAA